Molecule: messenger RNA, 1027 nt
Organism: Cyprinus carpio (common carp)
Lineage: Eukaryota; Metazoa; Chordata; Actinopteri; Cypriniformes; Cyprinidae
Product: protein shisa-like-2A
Source: RefSeq, a predicted model, not a curated record
UACUGAAGUUUGUCUUUCAUUAACAUGGAAAUGUAGUCCAGGAAUUUCUACAAGGAGUCUUAGUUUUGCAUUAUUAUAGAGGUAGCCCGUAUUUGUCGCAUGUAAGACAGUUGUUCCGGUAAAUGAGAUUUCGGCAUCAUUAUGAGCUCGAUAUGUACGAGUUACAAUAGCGGAGAAAGAGGUUUUGUGAAGGGCUUUUCCUGUCCCACCGCGGACAGUAACAUUCGAGCUGUUUUCUGCUGUGGAUUUAAUGAUAUGAAGUACUGUUGUGAUGAUCCCAACAGCUUUUUCCCUUAUGAAUAUGGAUAUAUGUGGUGGCUCAGUUUUGGAGCUCUGGUUGGUCUCUCCAUAGCUGCUGUGGUCCUGUUGGUCUUUGUCAUCACUGUGUGCGUCCUCUGUUACCUUUUCAUCGUCACUAAACCCAGUAGCAGGGACGACGGCCUCAACCUUAGUGUGCCAGGAUCUGACCCAACAUCUGAGCCCAGCCUUUCUACUGGACAUCAGGGUCUCAAACAUCUCCUUAACCGCAAACUGGAGUGUGAAAACCGUCCCAUUGACCCUGAGCGGCUCUUUCAGCGCUGCUUUACCACAGCUGUCACCAGAAUCAAUGUGGAAGGACCCGCAUAAAGAGCCCUUCACACUGUGCACAGCUAAUGGAAAUAGUGUAGAGGUUUAUGGUUUUGAUUGAGUUUUUAGUAGUGAAAUGGUUUUCUGCUGUUUGUGUGCUUUUAUUCAUUAGUCACUGUGUAUUUUCCUCAAGCUGUGUUAUAUCAAGAUCAAACAAAGUUUGAUUCCUCAGGAUAUUCCUCUUUAAAUUUGCUAUUUAGUAACACAUUUAGUAAUGAUUAUCUGUUAUAAUUGAACUGUUUCAGCUUUUGUUAUUGUGCAAAUCAGUUUAAAAAGUGGUUAUGGAUCCCAUUUAUCAGUAUACUGUAGUAUGCAAUUCUAUGCAACAGUAUUUCUGAUUUAGCAAAGCUGCAGAAAUGCCAGACAAUCAGCAUGAAUGUUAAGAUAAUAUAUAAUAUAC